AUGAUACUCAUCCAACUGACUAUCUUCUUCAUCAUCAUCUAUGUGCUUGAGUCCUUGACCACAAUUGCACAAAGCAGCUUCAUGGUUGCAGUGCUGGGCAGAAAGUGGAUGCAGGUCAAAAGAUUGUCAUCAGUGGAAAUGAUCCUCAUCAGCCUGGGCAUCUGCCAUUUCUGUCUGCAGUGGACAUCAGUGUUGAACAAUUUUGGCUCCUAUUUUAACUAUAAUUACACAUUUUGGAACAUAGCAAUCAUCUGGGAGUUCACUAAUAUUCUUACAUUCUGGUUAACCAGCUUGCUUGCUGCCUUCUACUGUGUCAAGAUCGCUUCCUUCACCCAUCCAAUCUUCCUCUGGCUGAGGUGGAGAAUUUUGAGAUUGGUUCCCUGGUUGUUGCUGGGUACUCUGAUACUUUCCUGUGUAGCAUUCAUCCCUUCAGUUAUUAGGAAUCAAAAACAGAUGCAAUUAAUCACCAUGAAGCAUUUAUCCGGAAACAGCACUUGGACUGAGAGAUUUCACCUGUUUGAGCAGUAUUUUUUCAAAGCUGAAACAAUUGGUGUGCUGCUUGUUCCCUUCCUCCUGUUCCUGGCCUCAAUGGUCUUAGUUAUGGCCUCACUGAUCCGGCACAGGGAGCAGAUGCAACAACAUAACUCUGGCCACUGCAACUCGAGCACGCAAGCUCACCGUACUGCCCUGAAGUCUCUUGCUACAUUCUUCAUAGUAUUCACCUCUUAUUUUCUGAUCUUAGUAAUCCAAUUUGUAAGUACAGUAUCUGGUAAUGGAUCUUUGUACUGGCUCUGGGAAGCCAUCAUCUAUGCUCUAAUUUCUAUUCAUUCUACUUCACUGAUGCUGAGCAGCCCUACAUUGAAAAGGGUCCUAAAGAUGAAGUGCUUGGGCCCAGAGGCUACCUGA
Marmota flaviventris (yellow-bellied marmot) is the source of this 906-nucleotide messenger RNA. It is a transcript of the gene Tas2r16, whose product is annotated as taste 2 receptor member 16. Gene Ontology annotation, molecular function: bitter taste receptor activity; G protein-coupled receptor activity. The record is from RefSeq and is a predicted model, not a curated record. Gene Ontology annotation, biological process: G protein-coupled receptor signaling pathway; sensory perception of taste; detection of chemical stimulus involved in sensory perception of bitter taste. Gene Ontology annotation, cellular component: membrane. NCBI's taxonomy places the organism in Eukaryota, Metazoa, Chordata, Mammalia, Rodentia, Sciuridae.